This is a messenger RNA of Andrographis paniculata, 1299 nucleotides long. RefSeq lists its product as uncharacterized. Gene Ontology annotation, biological process: nucleosome assembly. Gene Ontology annotation, cellular component: nucleosome. The transcript has 2 exons. Lineage: Eukaryota; Viridiplantae; Streptophyta; Magnoliopsida; Lamiales; Acanthaceae. Gene Ontology annotation, molecular function: structural constituent of chromatin; DNA binding; protein heterodimerization activity. The record is from RefSeq and is a predicted model, not a curated record. Bases 389 to 1069 code for a protein of 226 amino acids.
UUCCAAUCGUUCGUUGCGGAAUCUAGGGUUCCGGCGGAGGCGGAGGCGGAGGCGAUAACCGCCGCGAAGAAGAGGCGAAUUGAUUGAAGGAAGAUUUUCAGCUGCGUUAAUUUCAGUAAAAUGCCCAUAUUAGAUGAGACACAGGAAUAAUUGAGCAUUGACAGCCAAAAUUCAAAUAUGCACAAAGGCCCAAAACGGUAAAUUCGCCACCGGCACAUUUUAACCACGUAGCAGUAACAUGAUAACCGGUCGACACGUGCUGUGCACGUGGCAGGCUUUAGGUUCGUCUGCCGUCCCUUUUUAGGGUUCACAGGUCACUCAGAAAACAAAAAGAGAGGGAAGAAUAUUCAGUAAAUUUUUAUUUUAAAAUAAUCAAAUUAGUGCACAAAUGGCGCCGAAGCGGCGGUCGGCGGCGAAGGCGGUGGUCACCGCCAAGAAGGUGGUGGAGGAGACCGUACAACUGGUGGUCAGCCCCGACGGAGACGAGUCGGAGAGGGUGAAAUUGAUUUCUUCCUCCACCAAACAGGACCACAGCGUGCGGAUUUCUCCUCCCCCGACGGACGGAGAACCGCCGGUCGGAAAGUCGGUUUCGGUCCAAAUCGACAGCAGUGACACUCAGCCGGCGGCGACGACUCCGGUGAGGAAGGCGCGGCCUUCGAAACCGGCGGCGGGGGAGAAGCGGCGUGAAAUAGAGUCAAGGAAGCAGAGCAAGGGGAAAAUUGCGAGCGGCGAGGUAGGAAGGCAUCGGCGGCGGCGGCGGCGGAGGAUGGUCGGGGCGGCGUUCGUGGGCGGCGGAGAGUACAAGACGUACGUGCAUAGAGUGCUGAAGCAGGUGCACCCGGAUAUGGCGAUAUCGAGGAAGGCGAUGACGAUAGUGAACAAUCUGAUGGGAGAUAUGUUUGAGAGGUUGGCGGAGGAGGCGGCGAGGCUGCAGAAGCAGACAGGGCGGCGGACGAUGUCGUCGCGGGAGGUGCAGGGGGCGGUGAAGCUGGUGCUGCCGGGGGAGUUGGGGAAGCACGCCAUUGCCGAGGGCACCAAAGCUGUUACCAACUACCUGUCCAGCGGGUAGGGAAGGGGUAGAAGAAGAUCAAGACGACGUGGUUUCGGUAGAGUAGGGUAGAGAUCAAAACGACGUAGUUUCGGUUUAGGGUAGGAUAGAGAUCAAAACGACGUAGUUUGGGUGGGUUUAGCGAAUGUAGACGACGGUUAGAAGAUAUUCCCGUUGCUGUAUAUGUGCUCUUUUAAAUAUAGUUUCUUUGGUAUUAGUAUUUGAAUUUUGGGAUUGUGAUUCUCAUACUC